AUGCAUGCAAUAGGGCCACGGGCCCUUGCCUCAGCCUCUCGAGUCUCUGCGUCGUCGAGGUUAGCAGCGUUCUCGGCCCGCCGCCAGUGUCGACACUUCCACCCGUCCUUCAGGUUGCGGAAAGGCCCGUCCGAAGGCGGCGCAGACGACGGAAAGCCACCUGAAAAACCCGCCAGCGAGCAGGAUGACGGCAACAGCAGAGAUCAGGACGGUGUGAGAACCGAACAGCCCACAAACGAGUCGGCUUUCCGCAGAUCGAGAGGCGGCGCGUUUGCGUCUGCCCGAGCGCGCCUUUCAAGGCCGAGAGCGGCGGACGAGCUUCCGCCUGUGAAGCUGCCGCAGAGUUUCCUCGACAGCAACGUGUCGCUCUACGACCCCGAAAACCGAAUCAACACCCUCACGAACGACCUUUGGCACCACCGGUACAUGGGCGCCCGCUGGCACGACCUGCUAUGGAAGGAUUUGGAUCUAGUGUUCAGCCAGGCUUCAUGGAGCGAAACGAGGCUGCAGGAUGCGUUGCGCAACUUGCGCGAGGGCAAUACCGAGGCUGUUGAGAGGCGGAACAGGAUACUGGCUGAAGCAUCGCAAUGGUUGAGCCUUUCUAUUGACGAGAUGCGGUCUUCAAACAACUUGCAAAGCUCCCGAGAGCCGCUUCCCACGACAGACUUCGCCGAUAUGCUUCGCUACUCUAACAAGUUUGUUUUGUCGAACCUUCUGUCGCAACACACGAGAGACACAAUAAACAGCGACCCCAUACAGGAGCAGGUAGCGGAUCAAGAUGCUGUACUCCAGACGCUUGUCGAGCAGUAUAUCGAGGAAGGACGGCCGCUGCCAAAACGUGACGGUCUGCGAUUAUUUGAUCCUAGGAUUCGGGGUGAGAUCGUCACGGCGGUGCGCGCCGAGCUUGCGCUCCAACCAACAACGGACAUGCUGGGCAGGGAACUCAAGAGGCCUCUUACGGUCGUUCACAUCCCGAAUUACACUGGUCGGAGCCAUACGAGGAAACUCAUGAAGCAUGUUGCUUCAUGCGUGGAGGCGGACAUCAUCCAUCUUGAUGCGCAGGAGCUGGGCAUGCUCGUGGGUGACUAUAUCGGCCAGGACUGCGCAUAUUCCAGAGGCCCCAUCUCCAUGAUGGGAUACCGUGCGGCAGAGAUGAACGGCCGCUUGGCGAAGUCGGAGGAGCCUGCCAAGCCGAGCGAUGAAGAUGUGGCUGGAGAAAUUGAGGCUGCGUGGGUUCACAUCAACCAACAAGAAGGAGGAAACGGCUUCAACAACCCCAUGGAGGAUGAGCUUCAGAAGAUCAAGGAGGGCGCAAAGGAUUACAUGCUUCCCUCCGUCGACCGCUGGGAGAACCUCAAGAUCAAUGCCGCCCUUGAGGAGAUCGCCAACGCGACGACAAAGACGUCUUCGCAACCGGAUCGCAACCUCAUCAUCCAUGUUGAUGACUUUGUUGAGCUCAAUAUGACUCUUGAGGGGGCUCUCAUCCUCGGCAGACUGCGUUCCAUCGUUGACACAAUGUGGCGGUCUGGCCGGAGAGUGACGCUCGUCGGCACCUCCUCCAACGAGAACCCAUCGGAGCAGUACGCCACAACACUGAAGGAUAUUGCUGCCGAGGAAUGCCUCGUUCCGCUCCCCCUGAACUUUCAGCGCAUCACCAACGCAAGCAACACGAAGAAGAUCUACGAGGCAAACGACUACCUCCAAGAAAACCUGCGCAACAUCCAACACAUGCUUCGCACCAUCGCCGGGUCCUCCCCGGACACUUCCAAACUCCGCAUCGUCGGCGUCUCGAAGUCGCACCCACCACAAUUCCUUCUUGACGACGCAGAAGGCUCUUACAUGGAAGUCUCUCUCAUCCCCCGCGUCCUCGCCACCUCUGUGCUCCCCCUUCCGGACGUCUACCACAUCACCCGCCUCUUCUACGCCUGCCAGGGCUCCGUCUCCCCAGACCAAUCCUGGCGCGUUCUUUUCGACGUCGUGGAGUCGAGCUCCUACAGCACCGCCCAACUGCACCGCGUCCAGGACAAACCAACCCGCUCAAAACCCUCCUCUCCCUCUUCAUCAUCCGCCGAUUCCGCUCGCGCCGAGCCCGAACGUCUUCGUGUAUCCGGCAGCUACAACGACUACGAGAAGAAGCUCCUGGCAGGCCUUGUCAACUCCAAUGAGAUCAAGACGACCUUUGAUGACGUCCACGCUGACCCUGAGACCAAGUCCGCCCUCAAGCUCCUUACAUCCCUCUCCCUGAUCAGGCCUGAAGCCUUCACCUAUGGCGUUCUCGCCACCGACAGGAUCCCUGGCUGCCUUCUCUACGGACCCCCUGGUACCGGCAAGACUCUCUUGGCAAAGGCCGUCGCUAAGGAGUCUGGCGCGAACAUGCUCGAGGUCUCGGGCGCAAGCAUCAACGACAUGUAUGUCGGCCAGUCCGAAAAGAACGUACGCGCCCUCUUCUCUUUGGCCAAGAAGCUCUCACCGCUGGUCAUCUUCAUCGACGAGGCCGACGCCCUGCUCGCAGCCCGCGGCCAACGCAACCGCGCCGCCCAUCGCGAGACCAUCAACCAGUUCCUCCGGGAAUGGGACGGCAUGAACGACACAAAGGCCUUUAUCAUGGUCGCCACGAACCGCCCCUUCGACCUCGACGACGCCGUCCUCCGCCGCCUGCCCCGCAAGAUCCUGGUCGACCUCCCCCUCAAGCAGGACCGCGCCUCGAUCCUGCGCAUCCUGCUCAAGGGCGAGGAUCUCGACGACUCCGUCUCCAUCGACGACGUCGCGCGCCAGACGGUCCUCUACUCCGGCUCCGACCUCAAGAACCUCUGCGUCGCCGCCGCCAUGACCGCCGUGCAGGAGGAGUCCGAGGAGGCCGCCAAGCACACUGGCCCGGAGCCCUACGUCUUCCCCCCCAAGCGCACGCUGAGGAAACAUCACUUUGACAAGGCGCUCAAGAUGAUUGCCGCCAGCGUCAGCGAGGACAUGGACAGUCUCAAGAGCAUACGGCGCUUCGACGAAAAGUACGGCGACGUGCGGUCCAAGAACAGCCAGAAGCGCAAGGGUAUGGGUUUUGGCGUCAUCCCGACACCGAGCGAUGCGGAGGAGGCUAGGGUACGGCAGGCUGUUGCAGUGUAA
Molecule: messenger RNA, 3120 nt
Organism: Colletotrichum siamense
Lineage: Eukaryota; Fungi; Ascomycota; Sordariomycetes; Glomerellales; Glomerellaceae
Gene: MSP1-0
Product: Protein MSP1
Exons: 1
Coding region: 1-3120 (1039 amino acids)
Cellular component (GO): mitochondrial outer membrane
Molecular function (GO): ATP hydrolysis activity; ATP binding
Source: RefSeq, a predicted model, not a curated record